GUAAGACCAAGCUGCAUGCAAAGUGCUCUGCUCAGCUAAAAAGCAGAAGCACAUUCCCUUUGCUUGAAUCUGUCCUUUCUAUGGGUUACCCAGAACACAUAGCGCGGAAGGCUUUAGCUGCAACAGGAGGAAGGAGCACACAAGAGGCUACUGAUUGGGUAUUUGCUCACCGGAACGACCCCACUUUAGAUGAUCUCAUCCCACAAGAGUAUGUUCUGUACCUGUGUCCAUCAGGUCCACUCUGGGACAAGCUAAUGGCAUUCUGGACCAAAAGUCAACAACAUUGUGGUCGGAAUCAAGCACACGAAGUCUUCCCACAUGUUACUCUCUGCCAUUUCUUCACAUGUGAAGACAGUAAAGUGGAGAGAUUGUAUGAAGCACUGAAGAAAGCAGGAGAGAAGUUUGUGGGUCGUUUCCCAUCCUGUCUCUCUCUGAGCCUUCACACAAGCCCAAGUUAUAUCGGAUACUUCUUUGAUGAAACAAGUGCUGACAUCAUCAAACAGUUUGCACUGGCCUUUGCUGCAGAAGCGACAACCUUGGCAGAUUGUCAUAUUGAACUUUACAGCAAGCAACUCCACCUUACACUGUCUCACAAGUUUCAAGUACAGCAGCAGUGGAAGUUGGAAGAACUUGCUCGAUCUAUCAGAUUGGGUGUGAGUUGUCAAUGGACAGCAGCGAUUUAUUCCAGAGACAUGCGAUUUGUACAUUAUCAGAUUUCACGUGCACUUUAUCCCUAUAUUCCUCAGAAUGAGGAUGAACUGAAACUUAAUUCCAGUGAUUAUAUCUUUCUGGACCCCACCGACCAGCAGGACAUGAGUGAAGGCUGGGUCCAUGGAAUUUCACAUCGGACAGGAUGUACAGGCCUUCUGCCUGAAAACUACACAGAGAGAGCAUACGAGUCAGACACCUGGGUCAGGCACAGGACAUAUGCUUUUUGUCAGACGAUAGUGAGAACCUCCACGAGUGUUAAUGAACAUAAUCUUUCAUCUUCACAAAGUGGAAUUCUUGUGUCUUCACAGCCACAAGCAACAAACAGUAUUCAUAAACUUCUCGAAUCACAGGAACCCCCGACAUCAUCCCAGUCCCUUUCUGUCUUGCAGUUGAUUGAGGCAGCCUCCUCCAGGAGAUUUGUCCUAACCAUGCGGCAUGCUGAGAGAGUCGAUCUGGUAUUUGGCAAGUCCUGGUUAGCACAAUGCAUCACCAGCGAAGGAAGAUAUAUCAGACCAGACUUAAACUUCCCUCCCAGUAUCCCACGGAGGGUUGGUGGGACCAAGGAUUAUGAACAUGAUGCUCCCUUAUCAUCCUGUGGGAUAUUCCAGUCUAGACUAAUGGGUGAAGCAGUUCAAGAGAAGGAACUGAUGAUCCAAUGUGUAUACUCCUCUCCUGCUUUGCGAUGUGUUCAGACUGCUCACUAUGUUCUGAAAGCUCUCCAGCCUGGUCAUAAAGUGAAUAUCCGAGUGGAACCAGGCCUUUUCGAAUGGACGAAAUGGGAAGGUGAACGAGCAAUCCCGAACUUCAUGUCUGUGCCUGAACUCAAAGCAGCAGAGUACUCUGUGGAUAUCAACUACAGUGUCCAUGUUCCAGUCUCCAAUCUGAUUCCUUCAGAAACAUAUGAAGACUACAUUAAUAGGUGUUCUUCAGUGAUGAAAGCGAUUGUGGACAGGGAUGAAGCUGGUAAUAUUCUGCUGGUGGCUCAUGCUUCAACCCUGGAUUGCUGCACACGCCCUUUGCUGGGGCUGCCUCCGAAGGACUCCAAGGAAUUUGUACAAAUGAUUAGAAAGAUUCCUGCUCUUGGAUUGUGCUGCUGUGAAGAAGUCAAAGAAACAAAGAAGUGGCAAAUGAUUGAACCCCCAGUCAGGACGCUGACUCAUGGGCCCAACCCAGCUUUUAGCUGGAAAGAAACCAUAUUUCAAAUUUAA
Molecule: messenger RNA, 1919 nt
Organism: Carcharodon carcharias (great white shark)
Lineage: Eukaryota; Metazoa; Chordata; Chondrichthyes; Lamniformes; Lamnidae
Product: ubiquitin-associated and SH3 domain-containing protein A-like
Exons: 15
Coding region: 81-1919 (612 amino acids)
Biological process (GO): negative regulation of T cell receptor signaling pathway
Cellular component (GO): cytoplasm
Molecular function (GO): protein binding
Source: RefSeq, a predicted model, not a curated record